Messenger RNA from Sipha flava (yellow sugarcane aphid), 1347 nucleotides. RefSeq names its product glucose dehydrogenase [FAD, quinone]-like. The transcript has a single exon. The annotation marks the transcript as partial. Gene Ontology annotation, molecular function: oxidoreductase activity, acting on CH-OH group of donors; flavin adenine dinucleotide binding. The record is from RefSeq and is a predicted model, not a curated record. NCBI's taxonomy places the organism in Eukaryota, Metazoa, Arthropoda, Insecta, Hemiptera, Aphididae.
CGGGGUCCGCUGACGUCCAGCGGCGUCGAAGGGCUGGCGUUUGUCAACACCAAGUACGCGGACCCGUCCGGUGAGUUCCCGGACAUCCAGUUCCACUUCGCGCCCAGCUCCGUCAACUCGGACGGCGAUCAGAUUCGCAAGAUCACCGGGCUGCGGGACGCCGUAUACAACACCGUGUACAAGCCGCUCGUGAACGCUGAGACGUGGACGCUGCUGCCGCUGCUGCUGCGGCCUAAGAGCACCGGCUGGGUGAGGCUGAAGAGCAGGAACCCGCUAGUGUACCCGAUCAUUGAGCCCAACUAUUUCGCGCACCGCGAGGAUGUGCAGGUGCUGGUCGAGGGCAUCCGGAUCGCGUUCAACGUGUCCAACACGGCCGCAUUCCGCAAACACAACUCCAGGCCACUGCUCACGCCGAUGCCGGGCUGCAAAAAGUUUGAGUUGUUCAGCGACGAGUACUGGGAAUGCGCGCUCCGGCACUUCACCUUCACUAUUUACCAUCCGGCGGGCACGUGCAAGAUGGGCCCGGGCACCGACCCCGAUGCCGUGGUCGACCACCGCCUCAGGGUGCACGGGGUCCGCGGCCUUCGGGUAGUGGACGCCUCCAUCAUGCCCACCAUUAUCAGUGGCAACCCGAACGCGCCGGUCAUCAUGAUCGGCGAGAAGGGUGCGGACAUGAUCAAAGAAGAUUGGGUGUUGGAAGGCCUAUGACGUAGUGUCUGUCGUUCACUAUAUACACGUGUCCGACGUGGCCGCACUUUGACAACAACUGUUUUUUUUUUUCGAUUGUUAAUUAUUAUUUGCUCAAUUGUUUUUUAUUUUUAUUUCUUAUUUGACUAGAUCAAUCACUGAAUAUUUCUACGGUCAUAUCACACGAAUCGAUUACAUAGUUAUAAUUAUUUACGUAUAAUAAUAAUGCCUCGAAAAAUGAUUUUAAAAAUAAAGCACAUUUACGAUAAUAGCACAUUAUUAUCAAACCUAUUAUUACGUACUAUAUCCAGUAUUAAGUUUAAAUACUAUUUAUACUGUUUUAUUUUUUAAUCAUUUUAAAAUUCGAUUUCCGAUUAUUCCUAUUUAGCAUAAUUAUUCAUGUCAAAAAUAUAAUUUAUUAUCGUAGAGAGCUUGGGGAUCUACAUCAGUCAUACCUAGUGUGGCGUAAAAUAUUUUGAAUUUACAAUUUCAUUAAUCGUUAUAUAAUUAUUAUUGUUUAACUGUCUUUAAAAUUUGAAUACCUUAAAAUGUAAUGUUAUAUAUAUAUAUCUUAUUACAAUGAUAGUGUGACACAGCAUAUAGUGAGAUGAAAUGUAAAUUUGUUUUUAAUUACGAAUAUUAGUCGCUUAUCAAUUUUUA